AUGGCAAAGUGGCUGAAGGACUACCUAAACUUUGGCUCCAGGCGUGACCCUCCGCAGGUCCCGAGGCCAGAUUACAGUGAGAGUGACAUUUUGAGGGCCUACAGAGCUCAGAAGGAGCUAGAUUUCGAGGACCCGUAUCAACACUCUGAUAAGGAGCGUCAGAAUGGUGGCUUCAGCCCCUGUAAGGCCACAAUGAGCCUUCCCUCUUUCCCUGCAUUCGACUCAGUGCUGCCUAGCGGUCUGGAGGUGAAAGUGGUAUCUCCUAAGCACAGACUUAUUAAAGUGGACUCUCAGGAGUUUGGCUGCAGUAAAGUCCCCCUCAGUCCUGUGACUAUACAGGAGGAACCUGUGGUUCCCUCUGCCCCAGCAGCGUCGGACGCUGACACCGACUACUCUGAUCCAUUUGAUGUCCGUCCAGACCCAAGAGGCAGACCAAACUGGGAGCCAAAAUCUGCACCAACUGACUGCUGCAGUUAUAUGGAGCCAUUUGAGGCCCAGAGGAUUAUCUCAGAGCUGCAGCACAGCAUGAUGACUAACAGGUCUGGGAGUGGAGAUGGGGGCCAAAUCUACGAUAACCCGUACGAGGAGAGGACUCGCCACCAGCACCGAGCCAAUCCAGCCGCACAGCAGCUGACUCAGCGCGUUGAGGGCGGUCGUCCCCCGAUAGACGGCAGGGAGAGCAGGCUGCCUCAGGAUGAUGAGAGGCCGGCGGACGAGUACGACCAGCCCUGGGAGUGGAAGAAGGACAACAUCUCGAAAGCUCUAGCAGUUCAGUUUGAAGGGGCAGAAAGGGAGCGCUCGCGGGCUCAGACAGAUCAGACCAGGCUCACCAAGACGGGCACUUGUUCUACAGCGUCUGAGUCCACUACACUGCGCCUGGUGGGAGACACUCCUCCUCUCCUGGGAGAGAGAGUGGACCCGUUUAUGCCGCUGGAGAGACAAGUGUGGUACCAUGGAGCCCUGAGCCGCUCGGAGGCAGAGAGUCUGCUGACUCUGUGCAAGGAGAGCUCGUACCUGGUGAGGAACAGCCAGACCGGCAGGAACGAGUACUCGCUCUCUCUCAGGAGCUUUAAGGGCUUCAUGCACAUGAAGUUCACUCGCUCUGCAGACGGGCGCUAUGUGCUCGGAGAGAACAGCCCUCCCUUCUCCACCAUCCCCGAGGUCAUCCACUUCUACACUACACACAAGCUGCCAAUCAGAGGAGCUGAACACAUGUCUCUACUGUAUCCCGUCAUAGUGCAGACCCUCUGACACUGACACACACACUCUUUCUCCUGGUGCUACUGAAUACGAUAUAUACUCAAUAUUUACCUACUACCUUCCUGUUUUCCUACAUGCCUUUUCAUCGCCAUUCUACCUGCACUGCCCGCAAGAGAUUGGACUGUUUGGUGCCAUCUUCUCCUUUUACUAUAACCCCAGUAACUACACUGGCAGCUCAAUAAAACGUCUCAGUGCCUCAUGUACUGGUACCUGUGAACUGGUAUUGCCACUGAAAUCCCCUUAUUUUAAUACUAUGGACUCCUCAAAGCAGCAAUCAUUCAUAGAAAGAUUGAUAACUAAGUACUUUUUAAAAAAUGUGUCCUGAGAGAGUAGGAUCUACACUAAAUUGCAUGAAGACUGGUCUCUUUUACUGUAGAGCAAAGAGUGACUGUACCACUAGGUCACUUAAAGGAUAAUGGAACCGGUGUUUUUCUUGGUAUAGGUAAAGAAUAUCAAGCAAGAUGAUGGAUAUGGGGUGUGGGCUUUUAAACUAGAUUUCGACAGUGUACAAAGCAGUUUAAAAAGUGCUCUGACUGCAAAACAACUAUUAUCAUCUUAAGUGUUAGUUACAGUAUCAACCCUUUUUCCCUGGCCUGUGAUUCGUUAUAUAGCUGCUUCCUUGCAGUGUUUCCCUGAGUUCAUGUUUCCAGUGAACAACACCAAGUGACAGCAUAAUGUCCCAAAGACAUGACACGUCACUCUCUUUGCAAUACUAGUUUAGAGAUCAAUAGCAGUAUUAUACCGAAAGCUUAUUGCUUUGUGAUUAUGACUAUUAAAGGAGCUUUGGUAGACUAUGUACUGUGCUGUUUUAUAAGAUUUUAAAUGUGUGUUGAAAAUAAAAGUGUUUGUUUUUAAA
Messenger RNA from Gymnodraco acuticeps, 2116 nucleotides. RefSeq names its product Src homology 2 domain containing transforming protein D, a (gene shda). The record is from RefSeq and is a predicted model, not a curated record. NCBI's taxonomy places the organism in Eukaryota, Metazoa, Chordata, Actinopteri, Perciformes, Bathydraconidae. The transcript has 7 exons. Bases 1 to 1251 code for a protein of 416 amino acids. Gene Ontology annotation, molecular function: phosphotyrosine residue binding.